GAAUUCCCUUUCCCAUCUUUGUCGACUGGCCAUAAAUCGUAGUGGUCACUGGACUCAAGCUUCUCUGUUGAGUUGCUCUUACAUUCUUUUCAUUCACCAUCAUGUAUCCUCCUCAACCGAACCUGGGCAAAGCAACCAGUUCACAAACCUCUUUAAUCGACCCGAACCAAAGAAGAGUCCAACUCAACCAAGGAACCUCUGCCGAUUUCGCUGAACGUGGUGCUAUUCCCGGUAUGCCCACCCCGGACACCAGCCCACGACCAGGACUCAGUCGUAAUUCGAGUUGGGACAUGCUCAAAAGAUUUGAGCAUUCGUACGAAGAGUUUGAUUCCAGAAAUGCAAAGGAAAAUCAUCUAGCAUUCGCAGACGGGGAUCUACCUCAAAACAAGGUGUCUAAAGUCUACCACUACCUCCUGAAUGUAUCUAUCGUGACGAGAUGGUUCCUGUUCAUCAUACCAGUCAUGGGCAUCAUAUGGAUUCCUGCUAUCUUGCAAUUUACAACUUAUCCCAACGGUGAAAUUUGGGCAGUGAAGCUAUUGUGGUGGAGUAUCUGGCUAAGCAUUGUAUGGGGAGGCUGGUGGGCCGCUCUCGCUCUAUCGCGUAUACUACCUGGAAUCAUCAGGUCUACCAUUGGUGUCGUCGCUUUCGGAACGCGGAAGUACAUCGACUGGGCUGCAGUGCUUCACCGCUAUGUCGCCUUGUUCGUCUGGACUCUUGCGUUGUGGAUUUCCUGGCAACCAUUGAUCAAUAGAAGACAACGAUCAGACGCCUCUGAUAGUAGUAAACAUAUCAUUGACUUCAUUUCCAAGCUUCUUUUCGGCAUCUACCUCUGUGCAGCGGUUUUACUAUUCGAAAAGUUUGCGAUUCAGUGGAUUGCGGGGAAAUUUCACGAAAGGAGCUACGCUGAGCGUAUCGCAGAUCAAAAAUUUGCCGUCAGGUCUCUCGUUACACUUUAUCGAAAUUCGUCGGACAUACCAGGUCGGACAGACACGCUGAAAGGAGCCGACUCGACUACUGCGCUCAAGACACGAAAAUUCUUCAAAAAGGCACUGAAAGGUGUCAGAAAUGCUGCGACAACGACAACGACAGCGUUGGGUAACGUGGCUUCAGAAAUCGCUGGAAGCUCUGUUCUACAACCCAACUCGCCUCAGGCCAUGGUCAAAACGGCGCUGGAGUCAGCAAAUAAAUCCCGUUUACUCGCUCGACGUCUUUUCUAUUCGUUUGUCAGACCGGGAUCGGAUUACCUGUUCGUGGAGGACAUCACCAAGUUUUUUGCCUCGCAGGAAGAAGCGGAUCGUGUCUUUUCCUUGUUUGACCGAGACGGAAAUGGCGACGCCUCCCGAGAUGAGGUAGAAAUGGCAUGCAUGGACUUCCAUCGCGAACAACUUUCAAUCGAGCAUUCGAUGCAGGAUCUGGACAGUGCAGUGGGAAGAUUGGACAACAUUCUCAUGAGUUUAUAUGUGAUCGUUGCGGCGUUGAUUAUCGCUGUUUGCCUGGAAGCGCAAUUCACGACGGUUAUUACCGGUGCUGGGACCUUGAUCCUCGGUCUGAGCUGGCUGAUUGGUGGCAGUCUGACUGAAGUACUCACUAGUAUCAUCUUCUUGUUCAUCAAACAUCCGUUCGAUGUGGGGGACAGGAUUGAAGUCAGCAAGGCUACGUACUCGGUGAAGGAGAUCAGAUUGUUGACGACUAUCUUGGUUGAUGGAACUGGUACUACUGUGCAAGCACCCAACAAAGUGUUGAAUGAUCUGUUCAUCUACAACAUGCGCCGCAGCCCUCAACUGUCAGAAACAUUCACGUUCGAGGUCGCGUUUGACACGACGUUUGAACAGCUUGAGCAAUUACGGGCCAAGAUGUUCUAUUUUGUUCAGUCACAGAGGCGUGAUUAUCUACCAGCAUUUGAUGUAAAUGUUGUCGAUUUCCCAGAACAAGAGAAGAUGGUACUGAGCGCUGAUAUCAAAUAUAAAAGUAAUUCACAACAAGCGGCUUUGAAAGCAAAACGCAGGAACCGAUGGAUAUGUCAACUAAAAACGACAUUGGCGGAAUUAGGUAUCUACGGACCAUCUGGAAAUCCUGGAGCAACUCCGGCACCGAAACGCUACACUGAAGUCCCAUGGGAGGAAGCCAAGGCAGGAGACACUAAACAUCAGCCUAUCACCUCUGGAUCAACCCCGGCUGCUGGUUGGAGAUUGUCAGACUCAAAUGCUGGCAUGCAUAACGACGUAGACAAUAUAUUCGACAGCCCUUCUGAACUUGCUAUGCCUGAGCCUCGUCGAGGCCUGUCGAGUGGCCGGGUUACCCCGAAUCAAACACCAGUGAUACCUUCUAUGCCUGGCGUAGCAACGGUGCCCGCUUAUCCCGCUCCUACUUUCUCUAGUCGUGCAGGAACGGAUUCUUAUGAAUUGACUCAACGACGUUGA
Messenger RNA from Marasmius oreades (fairy-ring Marasmius), 2420 nucleotides. RefSeq lists its product as uncharacterized. Lineage: Eukaryota; Fungi; Basidiomycota; Agaricomycetes; Agaricales; Marasmiaceae. Gene Ontology annotation, molecular function: calcium ion binding; calcium channel activity. Gene Ontology annotation, cellular component: membrane. The transcript is spliced from 13 exons. The record is from RefSeq and is a predicted model, not a curated record. The coding region runs from base 102 to 2420 and encodes 772 amino acids. Gene Ontology annotation, biological process: calcium ion transmembrane transport; intracellular calcium ion homeostasis.